Molecule: messenger RNA, 2383 nt
Organism: Gasterosteus aculeatus aculeatus (three-spined stickleback)
Lineage: Eukaryota; Metazoa; Chordata; Actinopteri; Perciformes; Gasterosteidae
Gene: ada2a
Product: adenosine deaminase 2a
Biological process (GO): adenosine catabolic process; inosine biosynthetic process
Molecular function (GO): adenosine deaminase activity
Source: RefSeq, a predicted model, not a curated record
AGGUCUUGAACCCCUCAAACAAGAGAAAGAAAAACACACAAUCAAUCUCGGAAUUGUCGGACAAAGACUUCUCGUUUGCUUGCUUUUUUUUUUCUUUCGUGACCCUGCGCUAAUAAACCUAGCCCAAAUGUCUCCUUCUCAAAUAAACGCAGGCCCCGGCGGCAUGGUGGCAGUGUCGCUGCUGCGCCCCCCGGCGGCGGCCGCUGCCUGGCUGCUCCUGUGCUGCCUUGGCGGCGGGAUGGCCGCGCCGGACCCCCGCCAGAGAGACGACCUCAUACGGCGGGAGGCCUCCAAGCAGACCGGCGGCCGGCUGCCGCUGACGGCCGCCGAGCAGCGGCUGGACGCCGCCUUGUUGAAGAUGAAGCAGAACGAGACGUGGAGGGCGGACUUUCCUCCCGCCAUGCACUUCUUCAGGGCCAGGCCCCUCAUCAGGACCAGUCCCAUCUUCCACCUGCUGCAGAAGAUGCCCAAAGGGGGAGCUCUCCACGUCCACGACUUCUCCAUGGUAGACGUGGAGUGGCUGGUGAAGAACGCCACCUAUCGCCCCCACUGCUACAUGUGCCUCACUGACAAGCGCUCCAUCAGGUUCGUCUUCUCGUCCCGAUGGCCCAAAGCUCUGCCGCGCUGCUCUCCCUGGACCCUCCUGGAAAACCUCAGGGCCAAGAUGGUCAAUACCACGGAUUUUGACGACAGCAUCAUGGGCAACAUGACGCUGUUCAGCGAUCAGGACCCGGAGGUGCUGUACCCCUCGCAGGACGUGGUGUGGGAACGGUUUGAGCAGGCCUUCGCCGCCUUGUGGGGCCUGGUCACCUACGCUCCUGUGUUCAGAGACUAUUACUACCAAGGCCUCACCCAGUUCUACACGGACAACGUUAUGUACCUGGAACUGCGAGCUUUGCUCCCGCAGACGUACGAGUUGGACGGCAGCACUCACGACACAGCCUGGACUCUGAAGACCUACCAGGAGGUCACCAAGCAGUUCACGGAGGACCACCCGGGCUUCUUCGGAGCGAGGAUCAUCUUCACCAUCCAAAGGCGGGUGAAUGCGUCAGUGAUGGCCAGCACCGUGGAGGAGGCCAUGAAGCUGCAGAGCGACUUCCCAGAAGUCAUGGCGGGCUUUGAUAUGGUGGGCCGCGAGGACAAAGGCCGACCCCUGUGGUACUUCAGAGACGCCUUGUCACUGCCAGCAGAGAGAGGGGUGACGCUUCCUUUCUUCUUCCAUGCCGGAGAGACCGAUCUCGAGGGCACAGAAGUGGACCAGAACUUGCUGGACGCUCUUUUGUUUAACACUUCCCGUAUUGGCCAUGGAUUUGCUCUGGGGCGACACCCACUGGCCAAGGAGCUGUCCAGAAAGAGGGGGGUGGCUGUGGAAGUGUGUCCCAUCUCCAACCAGGUGCUGAAGCUGGUCAAUGACAUGCGAAACCACCCGGCAGCUGCGCUGAUGUCAGAAAACCACCCGCUGGUCAUCAGUUCUGACGACCCCGCCAUGUUCGGCGCCUCCGGACUCUCUUACGACUUCUACGAAGCGUUUGUGGGCUUCGGUGGGGUGAGAUCAAACUUGGGCACCCUCAAAAAGCUAGCUAUGAACUCUAUCAGGUACAGUUCUCUGAAUGCAAAGCUACAGGACAAAGCGCUGGCUGGGUGGAAAGAAAGAUGGGAUAAGUUUGUCUCGGAAAAUUCUUUUUAGAAAUAAAACAUCUGAGCGGCUAUCUUCGAAUGCCUUUAUGCUUUUUUUUUUUUUGAGAAACCUUAAAAGCACAAGUGCAUUUUCAAUGAUAAUAAGCCAAAUGUGGAAAACUGCUCCACAGGAUGGCAGGUUUGUCGACAAAGCUGGUCUGGGGGAAAAGCACUGGGAUGAAUGAGGAAAAAGGGAUUCUUGAUUUUGGAUUUUUGAUGAUCACAGGGGAUUUUGCCACAUACAAUUUAAGGGGAAUUACUUGAACGACAUAUGAGCAGUUGUAUUACAGGUGGAACGCAUUGGGAAAAUCUGAAUUUUUUUUUUUUUGUCAAACGUUAUUUAGAUCUUGCUCUUGCAAAACAGGUUAAUUACGGCCACAAAUAACUAUUUUCUACCAAAUAUUUGUUAUUCUUUGCACAGAUAGAACAUUAUUUGCGUUGUACUAACAAGAUGCUUGUACAUUUCAUUUGUUGUGUCUGAUGGAACAAUUUUGUUUACUUGAACAUUAUUUUGUUUAUUCAAUUAUUUGAAAAAGCACAGAAUGUACAAUUCUGUUGAGGCGGUGGAGCAAGGACAUUUUUCUUCCAAAGUGGGUCGUGAAAGAAAGUUUGAGAACCACUAUUUUAAACCAGAAUAUCGUUUUCACCUAAUUUCCUUUACAUGUACACUACCACUACUUCAAUUAAAUGACAAAGUGUGUCCUAA